UUAAACGUCCGAAAACGCUUUUCAAUAAACAACAUGGGAAAGGAAAAGAAAAAGAAGAAAGAAAGACAUCGUGAUCGACAUGCACACGGUUCUGGUAAACGGAAGAGGAGGGAUGAUUCAGACUCGUCAGAUGAAGAUUCACCAUCAGAUUCAUCUGAUGAUUCUAGGUCACGAUCCAGGUCACCCAGAUACAGGGAAAGGUCGAGGUCACCACGGCACCAGAGACGGUCAAGGUCACCAAAAUAUCGCAGUAGGAAAUACUCUUCAGAUUCUGAUUCCUCGUCUGAUAAACGCUCAUCAUCGUCAAAGUCAAAGAAAAAAUAUGAAAAAAAAUCUUCAAAGAGUUCAAAGAAAAAGGAGAGAGAUGCAGCAGAAAUAGAGGAGGAAAAGAGACAACAGAAGGAAUUGAUAAAGGCUCUAGAAACUCCAGAGGAGAAACGAGCUCGGAGACUGGGUAAAAAAGAGGCUAAGGAGAGAAGACGGAAGGAAAAAAUGGGCUGGGACAAAGAUUACCUGGGUUACACCAAUGCUGACAAUCCAUUUGGAGACGAACACUUACUUGAUACAUUCACUUGGGGAAAGAAAUUGGAAAAGGAAGGAAAGAAAAAUCUGACAAAGGAUGAAAUUCAGCACCUUCACAAACAGAAAAUGGAGGAGAGUAGACGUGAACUCGAAAAGGUGAAGAAAAGAAGACUGGAAAGGGAAAAAGAAGAUGAAGAAAGGGAAAAAGAGAGAGAGAUGAUGCAGAGAGAAAAGGAAGUGGAAUACUUCAGAGAAUGGGAGAAACAGGAAGACAAUUUUCACUUGAACCAAGCAAAGAUGAGAUCCAAGAUCAGGAUUCAGGAUGGACGAGCCAAACCCAUUGACUUGCUGGCCAAGUAUAUCAAUGCAGAAGAUGAUGAUCUGGCAAUUGAAAUGCACGAGCCUUAUACCUACCUCUAUGGCCUAACAAUCCCUGACCUUGAUGAUCUCCUGGAGGACAUCAAGGUAUACCUGGAGUUGGAGGAAGGGAAGAAUGCUGACUACUGGCGUGACAUCAUCACAGUCACAAAAGAUGAACUCAGUAAACUGAAGAAACUUGAUACAAGUCAGAGAGAAUUUCAUGACAGACGUGAGGGCAUCAAUGAAUCGGUCAAUGUAGAAGUGGCUGGUAUCUUCAAAGGCAAGACAACUAAUCAGCUGGUAGCUCUAGAGGUUCAGAUGAAAAACAAACUGAAGGGAGGCGAGGGUGUAGACGUAGGUUACUGGGAAUCCCUGCUUCAGCAACUUAAAGCUCACAUAGCGAGAACGAGGCUGCGGGAGCGUCACCAGGAUGUUCUGAGACAGAAGCUCUUCAAGCUCAAACAGGAGCAAGGAAUAGAAUCCCAACCCCUAUUUCCUUCUGCCACUGGUACGGAGAGUUCUGCAUCAAGGGAAAGCACUCCGCGUCCUGAGACUACAAUGGCACCACCUGAAGUGAAAGUAAAACAGGAAGAGAUACAAGAGGAGUCUGAAGCUGGCCCUAGUGGGGAGGCAGCAGAUGAAGAUGAGGAGGAUGAGGGGGAGAAUGAGGAUGAUGAGGCUGUUAUCACUGAGGAGGACUUGGAAGAGCAGGCUUAUGUAGAUUACGAGGCAGGGAAGUACUCGCCUAAACUCCUACGAUUUAAUGAUCUGGAGAUUGAUACAGUUGUGUAUGAUCCUACUGACGACAUGAAGAAACUGGAAUUGGCCAGACAGCAAGUCAGAACACUGGGUCAAGUUAGGUUGGAUGGAGAGACGGAGUUUGAAAAGAAAGCUAGGGAGGGGAUGAAUGAUGAGGAGGCUCAGUUCAGUGUGGAGGUGGCCCUUGACCAGCAGGCCUUCCUUUGGUCAGACAAGUACAGGCCUCGUAAACCUCGCUUCUUCAACAGAGUUCAUACGGGCUUUGAAUGGAACAAAUACAACCAGACUCAUUACGACAUUGACAACCCGCCUCCAAAGAUUGUUCAAGGUUACAAGUUCAAUAUUUUCUACCCUGAUCUGAUAGAUAAGACCGAGACUCCCCAGUACACUCUGACACCUAUCGAAGGAGAUAAAGACUUUGCUACACUCAAAUUUCAUGCUGGUCCCCCUUAUGAGGAUAUUGCCUUCAAAAUUGUAAACAGAGAAUGGGAAUAUUCCUACAAACAUGGAUUUCGGUGCCAGUUUCAAAACAACAUCUUCCAACUGUGGUUCCAUUUUAAGCGUUACAGAUACAGGAGAUGAGGACACAUAUUUCUGAUCUAGGAAAUAAAUUUAUAAAUAUAACAUGGAGUCAGGACAGAGAAUAUCUACAGUUGUUGUACACUACUCAGUACACUCUACUUAACAUAAACAAAGCCACACUUUCAGCGUGUGUUUCGAUCAAUAAUCUCAAAGGUAAUCUUUGAACAACAGUGGAAGGAAGAGGUGAGAAACAGUGGUGUACAAAUACAGGGAAGUAAUAGUCACAGCAUUUCUACUGUAUAUAUAUACUGAGUAAACUCUGUGAUUUAUCUCUGUAUGACAGAGUAUGUAAUGAGAAAAUUAUGUUUGAUGUGUGUAGAAGCUGUUAAGUAUGUAAAUUUAGUUGGAGUUGUUACACCAACUGUAUAGGUACAUAGUGUACGUGUGGACCUAACUCCAGCUAGCGGAAGCUGUUAAGUAUGUGGAUUGAGUGGAAGUUGUUAGUGUGUACAUGUGGAACUAGUGGAAGUUGUUUGUGUGUACAUGUGGAACUAGUGGAAGUUGUUAAUGUGUACAUGUACGCGUGGAUCUUGCGGAAGUUGUUAAGGGUGUGGAUCUAGCAGAAUCUGUAUGGUGUAGAAGAAUGUGGUAAUGUUUCAAUAUUUUGCAAAAAUGAGAUAUUAAUUAAUGAAAAAAUGUGAAAAAUGAUAAUGUCAAGGUACGAUUGAAUCAUAUUGUAAUGCUGUUUUAUGAUAUGCAUUACAAGAGAAAAUAAAAAAAAGGCAACUCUA
Molecule: messenger RNA, 2954 nt
Organism: Pecten maximus
Lineage: Eukaryota; Metazoa; Mollusca; Bivalvia; Pectinida; Pectinidae
Product: cactin-like
Exons: 18
Coding region: 34-2223 (729 amino acids)
Biological process (GO): mRNA cis splicing, via spliceosome
Cellular component (GO): cytoplasm; spliceosomal complex
Molecular function (GO): protein binding
Source: RefSeq, a predicted model, not a curated record